Bombyx mandarina (wild silkworm) is the source of this 1901-nucleotide messenger RNA. RefSeq names its product nucleolar protein 8 (gene Nol8). The record is from RefSeq and is a predicted model, not a curated record. Gene Ontology annotation, molecular function: RNA binding. Lineage: Eukaryota; Metazoa; Arthropoda; Insecta; Lepidoptera; Bombycidae.
ACUCCAAAUCAACCCUCCCCUUUUCUCAUCUGGGAUUGGGACCGGCAUUGGCAGAGACCAGCCAGGUCAUAAAACCUUUUAAAAAAAAAACUACAUAGUCUCUGGUAGUAUCUGUUUAUAACCUUACUUUUGAUAUAAACAUGGUACUGUACACAUAAAUAUAAAUUACGAAUAUUUAACAACUUCUCUCAGGUAUUUUCAAUGAAAUUGUAAAUUAAGCAUGUCUCCAGGAACAAGAUUAUUUGUUAGUAAUAUUCCCGAAAACACAAGUGAAGAUGAGUUACGAUGUGCAUUUUAUAAAUUUGGUAAAGUGAACAGUUUAGAUUUAAAGUGCAAAAGCUCUUUAGAAGAGAACAAAACUUUCGCUUUUAUAACUCUAAGUGCUUCAAACUACGAUAUUGAGUCAUGUAUAAAAUGUUUUACAUCUGAGGAGUUUAAGGGCAGCAGAUUGUAUGUAACUAGAGCUCGUGAAAGUUUUCUUGAAAGACUACAAAGAGAAAGGAAUGAAGCACAAAGAAAGGAAACAGAAAAGGAACAGCAGCAUGAGACUAUACCCAACCAAAAUCCAAUCAUUAAUUUGAGUGAAAAAUUGAAUCCAAGAAAGAGAAAAUUUGAAAGUCAUGUAGUCAACACAUACUCGGAUACAGAAAAGAAGCGGUUGGAAGCCAUGAAGCAGAAAAGGCAAGAGUUUAAGCAAAAACAAAUGAUAAUCAAAACUGGGCUUUCUGCAGUGGAUAAACUACCAAACAAAAAAGUGAAAUUUUCCGAUGAAGAUAGUUCUAUUUUGGUUAAUGAUUUUGAAGAUGGAAAAACACAUGAAAAAAAGUUGGGACACCCACCUGAAAAUAAAAAUUAUUUGUUUGAUGAUGAAGAUGAUGAUGAUGCUGAUGGUCAGGAGCAUAUCAACUUUGAAAUAAAAAAACAGUUUGAAGGAAAAAGAGGACAAAUGGUUCUGGAUCUACAAUCAAGAUACAAAUCAGAUAAACGUUUCACAUUAGAUGAGAGAUUUGUUGAUGACGAAACGAUUGGUGACAAAACUAAAGAUGAAGAAGUGGAAUUAUCACAAGUUGACGAGAAAACAAAGCAGUUGAACAUUUUACAAAAUGUCCUUGGUGUUACUCUUAAAAGUAAAGAACCUGAACAAGACAGUCAGAAAACAAAGCCAAAAUUAGGAAUGUUGAGAUUUGAUCCUCUUCAACCAAGUCACGCAAAAUUUUUAAUGCAGCAAGCCGAAGAUGUAAAAACUGAACCAGUGAAUAAAAAAAAAAAGAAAAAGGACAAGCUGAAUGAGAAUCAAAAUAAACAAGAACAUUUAGAACAAUCACAAGAGAACAAGAUAGAAGUGUCCAAGGAAACCUUCUAUAAAGUCAGCGAAACACUGAAAGAGACUAUUGCACAACCUAAAACAUUUAGCUUGAGAAGUUUGUUCACUAAAGAUGCAGAACAAGAUGAAGCACCUCAACAAGAAACAGAAUAUAUACCACUGGAUGUUCCAAAGAAGAAAAAAGGGAAUCCUUUAGACCCUGGAGAAAAGAAUCCAUUUAUUUAUGAUUCAUCAGAUUCGGAACACGAAGAAGAGGUGAACGAGAAGGAAACUGAGUCAUUGCCUGUGCCCACAGAAGCUAAAGCUGUUUGGAAAGAAAAUCUAUUCUUCACAAAGCAAGAUCAACGACUGCUAGAUGGUUUGAAAUUCUUUAAUACAACUGGAGACACAGAAGGUCAAAAAGAUAGAAGAGAGCUUAAAUCAUUGAUGAAGAGACGAAUUUACAACAAAGAGAGGAAAAAUCAAAUGUUCCACAAGAAAAUUGGUGGUAGAAGAAAAACUAUGAAGAAAUCCUAUAGAAAAAAAAACUAGGGACCAAGUGUAACUCAAAUAAAAUUUAAAAAUAAAGAAAGAUAAU